CGAGUCCAGUUCAAAAUCAGUGGUCUAACCCUAAACUCUCUCUCUCUCGCACCCCAUCCCCUCCCCUUCCCCCACCUCAACCGCGAUUGCGACGAGAACUACCGCUUCGAUCUUCUCGAACCAGCGAUGAUCGGCAUUGCUGGUAGAGGCUGAUGCUCUGGCUUGUCCCUUUUGUCCACAAAGGACAUUCUCUACCUGGAUCAUUGCCACUCCACAAAUGGGGUCUCCUGUCUCAAGUUUCUCCAAGCCAGAAAAGCUUAAUCUGGUUGAGCUGCUAUCCACCAAUGGUUCAACAAAUGAUAGAUAAGUUUAGUGAGUACAGAUUGCUUGGCAGUGGACGUGCCAUGCCUGCUGGAGACAAGCAACAUCCAAUCUCAGUAAAAAAGGUGGCUCUAAGGGAGUUGCCAAAUGAAUCUAGGAACAUCAUUACUAAGCCACCUGGAACCUCUCCCCUUCCUAAAGACAAAGGAGUCGCCCCAGAUUCUCUGAAGGUAGUUGGUAUUAAGAGGCCACAGCCAGAUGAUUCAUCAAAUCCUUCCAGUCACCAGGCCCCAGGCAACAUUGGCCCAAAUGGACAUCUUGUGUAUGUACGCAGGAAACUUGAAACUGAGCAAGGGAAGAUGAGCACUUGUCUCAAUAUGGAUAGUGCUGAUUCUCCCGAGUCGAGGAAAACAAAAGAACAAAAUCUGCAGCACGGUCAGACCCAAGAGCUUAAGGAGGCUUCUCGCCCUGUGCCUAUGCCAGUGGCAUCUGUGGCUACCUCAUCUGGGGGACCAUCAGUUUCUCACUGUCCAGGAAGGCCCAUCAUUGGGUUGGCAAUGCCAGAACCACAUGACUCAACAGUAGCUUCCACGACCCCUGUUCCAACAGACCCUCUGAGACCAGAUAGUCAAGAAUGGAAGGAAAGGUACUUCCGGCUGCAGAUGUUCUUGAAGAGCUGUGACCAGUCAAGCCAGGAGGAGUAUAUUCGAAUGCUUCGAUCUUUAUCGGCGGUCGGUCGAAGCAGGCAUGCUGUUGAGUUGGAGAAGAGAGCAAUACAACUCUUGUUGGAGGAAGGCAAGGAGUUGCACCGAAUGAAAGUUUUGAAUGUUCUGGGCAAAGCUCCAUCCAAGGAUCAAAUGCCAGUUUCAACUGAGACCCCUUCUCCUCUACAAGCACAAUCUCAGAAAUAGAAGACAGUAUUUACUGUCAAAUUAGUCUGUUUUUAAGUUAUGGAUGAGAGGAAGCAAGGAUUUUCUUGCUCAUGUUGAGAGCCGGAGACUUCCGCCUUUUUGUAUCUUUUUGGCGUGUUGAAACAAAUGUUUGUGCUUGCAAGCGUUAAAACACUUUGUUUUGUGCGAUUUAGCUUCUGUAGCUUUAAUUCAGUUCAUGCAACUAUGGGAAAUACAAUGUACCUGUUGAGAAUGUAUGAUGUGACUAAUUUUGGUAUAA
Elaeis guineensis (African oil palm) is the source of this 1431-nucleotide messenger RNA. RefSeq lists its product as uncharacterized. NCBI's taxonomy places the organism in Eukaryota, Viridiplantae, Streptophyta, Magnoliopsida, Arecales, Arecaceae. The record is from RefSeq and is a predicted model, not a curated record.